GCCAAUAGUCUAUCGAGCGAGCUGAGAUAAGCGUCGCGCGACACUCGCUGUUACUUGAACUACUUGAAGUAGUGUGCGUGUGUUUCGGCCGCACACUUCUUCGCGUCGCGGCGCGUCCUAGUAACUAGUAAUGUCCGUGCUCGCCCUCCGUAUAUACCGUAUUAUAUACGCACGUAUGUAUUUAUAUAUUCUCUCUCAUCGAGUCUAACGAUAACGUGAUAUAAAAGUCUUCGAAGAUGAUACGAUAAAUAUUUCGAUGGGCGAUAAUAUUUUCUCUAAAAUUUAAUAGUGUACGCGCGCCUUUUGUCGCUCGGUUGGCGGAUCGAUUCCGGGAAUUUUGACCGAGGCUUCGCUGCAACUUCUUGUUCCCUUCCUCCUUUGCCUCUUUCUUCCCCUCUCUCUCUCUCUCUUUGGAGUUGAUACACGGAAGAAGACAUCGCAGUCUAUCGAGUGAGCCGAGAUAAGCGUUAUUCGAGGGAUUCAAGGUCACGUACAUACGUAUAUAAAAGAAUUUCUCGACAAUCUUGCGAUCGCUUUCAUCGUAUAAUAGAGCAACGGGUUAGAUUAGGUUAGGAUUAUACAACUCUUGAUUCGAAAUAAGAUUAUUCUUAUUACGGAAUAGGUACACGCGCGAGAAGGUAUUGUAAUUUUGAAUUCAAUCAUUUAUGCGCGCGAUUGAUUGCGUGACUAAUUUUCUUCGCAAGUUAAAUCGAAUAACGUGUGCAUUAAUAAUAUUAUAUAUUUUGCCGUGAGUGUCGAAUUCUGUCGCGCAAAUAUUGACAAGUGCCGGGAGUGUUUUUUUUCUUUUUUUUUUUUUUUCGUGUGAGUGCCUAUUAUUACCGAGGAAAGUGCAUGACAUCGUCCAACGAGUGUCCAUCUACCUGUGACAAGGAAAAGGGGAUCCAAUCAACGUCGGAAAAAUGCUGAGGGGACAACCGAUGACUGAUCAAUCUGUCUACGUAAUCAACUCAGCUGUUAUGCAUCUAUUGGCAUGGAGAAGCCGGAGUCGUCCACGGGGGGCGAGAGUAUGGGCGCCGCCGAGCUCGAGGAUCGAGAUCCCAAUAAUUUGAACCAGCAUCUUCAGGUGAUGUGGGACGAUGUGAUCGGCGAACCAGAAGGGAUCCGUAGUCCCGAAUGCGGUUGGCGUCUUAGCGGACAUUGUUUCCGACUCUCCAGAGGAUGUUGUUACGUGUUGCUCUCCGUUCUUGUGGCGCCUGUGCUCGCUCUCUGUUUUGGCUUCAUGUUCGCCUGCCUAGCAUUUCAGCAUAUAUGGUGCGUCGCGCCGUGUCUGCGCGUGUGGAAAAUCACAUGCGCGGCGAUGCGAAAUUUCUUGGCGGCGGUGACACACGCGAUCGUCCGUCCUGUCAUGGAGUCGAUGGGUUAUCUCUGCCACAAUAUUCGCAUAUUCAAUCAAAGACUACCGGACGGUCCUUAUCAGAAGGAGGACCUGUUGGUCGUAUAAAUCGAUGAUCCCGCAGAGCGGCGGAUAAAAUUUAUAUUAUCGUUAUCAGAGUUUUGCAUCUUUUCGAACAUGUGACGCGAAUACCAGCGAACGUCAGGCGACGCGAGGCAUUAAUAGUAUGUAUCUAGAUAAAGAGUUAUAUAUAUUCUCUCUCUCUCUUUUUCUUUCGCGAGAGGAGAUAUUUGAUUCUAGAUAAAGAUACUUGCGACAUGACGUUCGAAUGCAGAGUUAAAAUAAAAAAAAAAUUAUUAAAUUUUAAUAUGAAUAUCAGAAUAUUAAUGACAACAUCGAAUCUAUAUCGCACAUAAUCGGGGAGAUUUAUUUUUAUAGUCUAUAUUUUACUCGUGCAAUAAUAGCGCCAAGAAAUUCCGUUGAAUUAUAUACAAUACUGUUGUAUGCGGCAAGAGCUCUGUUAAGUAUAUUGUAUUAGUAAGAGUAAAGGUCUCCCUUAGGUGUGCGUUUUGACCUUGUGUAAGAGUAUAAUAAUUUUAAUCCUGACAUGUGCCUUAGGGUAGUUGGAGAACGAGAGUGGAAAAGUUCGUGAACUAAAUAAUAUUUUACACGCGCCAAUCUUUUUCUUGUUGAGUCUAUAAUGUGUGCCUUGUUAUAUAUAUUAUUAUUGGAUACAAAUAAGUAUUCCAAUAAUGGAGUAAUCUAAAAACGCGAAAAUCCGGAAUUUAGAAAAAUUAAUCUAAAAUUCUAAUUAAUUCAAUGUAAUAUAAAUUAUCAAUGAGAAGAUAUAUACAUGCAAAAAAAACUAUAUAUAAAAUUACCAAU
This is a messenger RNA of Cataglyphis hispanica, 2239 nucleotides long. RefSeq names its product caveolin-3-like. Lineage: Eukaryota; Metazoa; Arthropoda; Insecta; Hymenoptera; Formicidae. Gene Ontology annotation, biological process: caveola assembly. Gene Ontology annotation, cellular component: caveola. The transcript is spliced from 5 exons. The record is from RefSeq and is a predicted model, not a curated record. Bases 992 to 1462 code for a protein of 156 amino acids. Gene Ontology annotation, molecular function: molecular adaptor activity.